Molecule: messenger RNA, 2152 nt
Organism: Oryzias latipes (Japanese medaka)
Lineage: Eukaryota; Metazoa; Chordata; Actinopteri; Beloniformes; Adrianichthyidae
Source: RefSeq, a predicted model, not a curated record
UCCACUUUUCAUAAAAUCCAGUAAACCCAAUAAAUUACAUUAAUUUAUGGAUAAAAACUAUUUUUUUAUUUAGAAAGCAGCUGCUGGUUUGUUGCGGGAUCUGGAGUCAUAAGCGGUGUCUGAGCUCCUCCCCGCCUCUGUACCUGUUCAGAUGUUCACGUCCUCUGCAGCCAAGUUGGUUUGCCCCGCGCGUUAACCCCCCCCCCCCCACACACAUACGCGCGCGCCGCGCACAUGCGUACGGGCUGCUCCAGUGUAUUCUUCACAGAGUGCAAAUACUGUAAUUACAACAAGUACACACGACAGUAAGGGUGCCCUUGCGCACAUUUCAUUAACUUGGACGUGGAAAUGAGCGGUUUUAGUCUAGAAAAACUGCGGGGGGGGGGGCGGGUACAUUUUUGGGGUGCUCGUGGCACGAGUCGUGCAGGAAGAUUGUGCCCUAGCCAGUGGCUUCACUAAUAUGGUUGAAUUGUGUAAAACAAAUCAAUGACUCCGAUGUUUAAUCAAUCUCAAUCAAGCUUCUUUUCAUUGAAAGAAAAGAUAACACGUUUGCUUACCGACACCGUCAUCGUCCAUGUGCACAUCCGGCUGGUCCACAGUUGAAGUUUCCCUCUCCUUCGAAAUUCCCGCUGUUGACUUUUUCCUCUUUUUUCCGACAGUACCUGGAUUUAUCGCGGUAGUUUGCGCAUUCCCGCUGGGGUUGGACAUUUUACCAGACCGUGUGUUCAUCUCUAUGCCUUGAAAUCAAUUUAAAGAACUUGCUACGUGACUCGUGAGUGAAGGAUGGGCGCAUCUGUCUAGGUUGUCGCCGGCUGCAACUAAUCAAAAUGGGCCUACAACGGUGAUUGACAAGAUGAUAACCAGCCGAUAUGAUGGGGGAGGCCGCAUGGCACCGCCCUCAGCCCAUGAAUACGAAUAUGAUUGGCUUGGUUUAUCCUCAUCACACCGAUUUAUUAUAGUUUGCAAUUCAAACGUAAUCUGGCGGGAGUUAGUCACUGAAGCUCAGGAAUAGUGUGGUGAGUGCGCGAAAAAACGGAGGAUAAGAAAACUAAAAUCAUGCCUGGUUUAGCCACUGAGCUAAGACAGCUUAUCGAAGGAGAAACUAAAUCUACAAGGAGACACAAAGUCUUAAUCAAAUGGCUGCAGAAGAAAAUACUUCUAAGAAGACGGAUGAGAUGCAAAGAAUGCAAACACAAGAUGAAAUUCAGGGAAUCAGUCUGUGUGGAUAACUAUGCAUGGAUUUGCAAACACCACAGCCACAAAGGAAGGAAACUGAAGAGGUCUGUUAGACACAAAUCUAUAUUCAGCAAAUCAAAGGUCUCCCUCUUCAACUGGAUGCGGUUUCUCUACAGAUUUGCACAAGGCCUGCGCCUACGUCAAGUGGACAUGAUAAGUGACGACAUUUCUGGGAGCUCAGCAACACUGUCCAAGAUGGCUCGAAAGCUGCGAGAUGUUUGCACCACUGCAAUGGACAAAUAUCAGCAAGCAAGAGGCCAGUACAUCGGGGGGCAGGAGCAGUUUGUCACAGUUGAUGAGAGCCACUUUAGACAUAAAAGAAAGUAUGGACGGGGACGAAUGGCUGGUGGGUGGAAGAGGAAGAAGUGGGUGUUUGGGAUGCUAGGUGUUGACCGGAGGGGGAGAAGACAUGCUAAACCUAUUCUUCGCUUGGUCGAGAGAAGAAGAAGGAGAGAUCUGGUGCCGCUUAUAGCUCACCAUGUUAAAGUAGGCUCUACAAUAAUAAGUGACGAAUGGCGGGCUUAUCACAAUGCUUUACCUGAGCUAGGUUACACUCAUUUCACUGUCAAUCACAGUGUGUCAUAUGUCGAUGCCCAAACAGGUGCACAUACUCAACACAUAGAGAGGGCCUGGAGAACAGUUAAGGAAAAUGUGUGGAGACUCAGGGGAAAUCGUACAGAAGAGUUACUGUUAGACCAUGUCAGAGUUAUUGAAUGGCAUGAGUGGCUUGGCCGUCAACAUCGCAAAGGGCCGCUAGGACGGGUAAUCCAUGACAUUGCUGUGAUGUAUGGACAUUAAAAGAUCUGUUUGACCAGCGUUCUGCUCAAAAAGUUCUAAAAUUCCGUUUUAUUCUGCUGAUCUGCCAUGUGACGACUCAGUAUGUGUGGAAAAGGAAUAAACAGUGUUCAACACUUAA